Molecule: messenger RNA, 1578 nt
Organism: Aspergillus ochraceoroseus IBT 24754
Lineage: Eukaryota; Fungi; Ascomycota; Eurotiomycetes; Eurotiales; Aspergillaceae
Product: aspartate kinase
Exons: 4
Coding region: 1-1578 (525 amino acids)
Biological process (GO): amino acid biosynthetic process
Molecular function (GO): aspartate kinase activity
Source: RefSeq, a predicted model, not a curated record
AUGGCGGAAAUUUCGCAUCCCAACUCAGAUAUUGUAUCUGUACCAAAAGAUACUCCCGUGAGAUCUGCCAACAGCAAUUGGAUCGUCCAGAAGUUUGGAGGCACAAGUGUAGGAAAGUUCGCUCUGAGUAUCAUUGACCAGGUGGUCCUUCCGAGUCUUAAGGAACACCAUGUCGCUGUAGUUUGCUCAGCAAGGAGCAGUUCAACAAAGGCUGAGGGUACUACAAAUCGUCUGCUUCGGGCCGCAAGAGAUGCAGAAAAUUCCCAAUCUAAGGAGUACAUCUCCUUCGUCGAGGCGGUUCGGUUGGAGCAUGUCGAGGUUAUCAAUGACCAGAUUACAUCCGACGAACUCAAAGCACAAAUCAUAUCAGAAAUUAACGCCGAAUGUGCCAAAGUCCUCAAGGUGCUGGAAGCUGCACAAACACUCGGGGAAAUUAGUGCUCGAUGUGUGGAUAAGGUGAUUAGUGCUGGAGAGAAGCUAAGCUGUCGGCUAAUGGCUGCCUUCCUCCAAGACCGGGGGGUAGAUUCGCAGUAUGUGGAUCUAUCGGAGGUCAUUGAUUUCCAUAUCUCAGCGCAAGGCCUCGACCAGGAAUUUUAUAACCAUCUUGCUACUGCCCUUGGCCAGAAAGUGCGCGCCUGUGGGAACAAGGUUCCCGUCAUUACUGGAUACUUUGGAACAGUACCAGGCGGCCUUCUUGACCAGAUUGGACGCGGUUACACCGAUCUUUGUGCAGCACUGGUAGCCGUUGGCAUUCACGCAAAGGAACUGCAGGUGUGGAAGGAAGUCGAUGGAAUAUUCACUGCAGACCCUCGUAAAGUACCUACAGCACGACUUUUACCCGCAAUCACUCCCGCUGAAGCAGCCGAAUUGACGUUCUAUGGUUCGGAAGUGAUCCACCCUUUUACUAUGGAGCAAGUCAUUCGGGCUAAGAUUCCAAUUCGCAUCAAAAAUGUUAUGAGCCCCAAGGGCGAUGGUACCGUCAUCUUCCCUGACUCUACCUUUGAGUUGGAGAGGACAACGCCGGGCCACGACCCGAGACUGUUCCGUACGAGGAGCCCAAGUCUCAUGCAACGACCCAAGCGCCCUACCGCUGUGACCAUCAAACACAAGAUACUUGUUAUCAACGUACAUUCAAAUAAGCGAUCCCUCUCGCAUGGAUUCUUUGCGGGCAUAUUCUCUGUCCUUGACCGGUGGAGGCUCUCAAUUGAUUUGAUCUCCACUAGCGAAGUCCAUGUGUCCAUGGCUCUUCACUCGGAGAUGCCUCUCCUCAAUGGUGUUGGCCGCGAUGAGUACCAAAUUAUAGACGAGGAUCUGAAGGGGGCCUUGAAUGAUCUGCAAAAAUAUGGUGCUGUCGAUAUCAUUCCCGGGAUGGCUAUUCUCAGUCUUGUAGGGAAACAGAUGAAGAACAUGGUUGGAGUGGCUGGACGCAUGUUCACCACCCUUGGCGAGAAUAACGUCAAUAUUGAGAUGAUUUCUCAGGGUGCAAGUGAAAUUAACAUCUCCUGUGUUAUUGAGGAACGAGAUGCAGACCGUGCCCUCAAUAUUAUACAUACGAGCAUGUUCACAUUUUUAGAGUAG